CAGACUCAUAAACUUAAGGGAGCUGUCCCCAAUCUUAUUCAUCCCGAGCUGAGUGACGAUCAGACUCUACACAAUCUUACCAGCAGUUCGUAAAUAGGAAUGCUGAGAAACCUUUGAUGGCAAGUGACACAGCACAAAAGACUGGGAGUGUGCAAGAAUGAAAAGAAGAUGUGCUGUCUUACAUUGGUUAAGAUGCAAGUUCUAUGUGUCCGUCGUGUCAUUAUUUGUUGUGCUGAAGCUGGUGUACAUAAAGUUUUCAAUGGACAAUGUCUAUAUUGAGCCCUAUAGAUCAUCCAAUGCUCACCCUCUGGAUGGCAUUAACUGCACAGACAUUUAUAAUCUGGAACCAGUGGAAAUUGGCAAGUCAUUGGAGAUAAGACGCAAACACAUUGUGGAAACUGACGAUAAGAGUCUUGUUUCUUUCACUGCCGACUGCAAGAAGUACACCGAACAGAGGGGCUAUAAUGAGAUCAGUGUAACUGAUGAGGAAUGCAGCUUUCCACUUGCGUACUCUUUAGUGGUGCACAAAAACAGCGCAAUGGUGGAAAGGAUUUUGCGAGCCAUAUACACACCGCACAAUAUCUACUGCAUCCAUUACGACCAAAAAUCUUCUAAACAUUUUAUCGAAGCAUUGAAGAACUUGGAGAAAUGUUUACCCAAUGUAUUCAUAGCCUCUAAACUUGAGUCAGUUCAGUAUGCACACAUUUCAAGACUCAAUGCAGAUCUCAACUGCCUUUCAGACCUGCUGAACUCAGAGGUCAAAUGGAAGUAUGUUAUCAAUUUGUGUGGCCAGGACUUCCCACUCAAGUCCAAUUAUGAGCUCGUGACUGAGCUCAGGAAACUGAACGGAACAAACAUGCUUGAAUCAAGCCGGCCCAGUGCAAUGAAAAAGAAGCGGUUCCAGUUUCAAUAUGAUCUAAAAGAAGUAUCUUAUGAAUACCGGAAAAUGCCUGUUAAAACCUCCAAAGCUAAAGACCCACCACCACAUGGCAUUGAGAUGUUUGUUGGGAGUGCCUACUUUGUCCUGACACAUGAUUUUGUGAGAUAUGUUAUGACCAAUCAACUGGCAAAGGACUUUCUGCAGUGGUCUGCUGACACCUAUUCUCCCGAUGAGCACUUUUGGGCAACGAUGUCCAGAGUGCCUGGAGUUCCUGGGGAGAUCCUCAGAUCUGAGCCUGAUGUUACAGACCUGGAGAGUAAGACACGUUUGGUUAAAUGGAACUAUCUGGAAGGACGUCUGUAUCCGCAAUGCACUGGCACACACAGGCGUAGUGUCUGCAUCUAUGGUGCCACAGAGCUCCGGUGGCUUCUGGACGAUGGCCACUGGUUUGCAAACAAGUUUGAUCCCAAAGUCGACCCUGUCAUUAUUAAAUGUCUCGAAGAGAAACUUGAGGAGAAGCGGCUUCAGAAUUGCCUGAACAGAGUCUCCUAAAAAAAGGGCCUUUUUUUUAUUUAUUCUGCUUUGUGAUGAUUGAAGCAUGAAUGUUUGCUGCAGCACUUUGGUCCAUUCAAAGCACCAACUAUGGGAAAGGUUAGCUGUAUUUCUGACCUGUUCCCUUUAGAUUUCCAUGUUGUCAUCCAAAAUGAGUUUAUUUGACAUUUGUGAAAGUGCCUUUCUGCUACAGCUUUAUUACUUUGCCCAAAAGAUGAAUUUAUAUGUGCCUUGGCUAUGAAAUAGCUCAUUUUAAUUUAUUAAUUCCAGUACUAUAAGAUAUAUGGACUCCAUGGAGAUGCUUUUUAGCUUUAUUGAAUCAGUUUAGAUGGAAACUUUCUUAGGGCUUCAGCAGUGAGUGUUGUGCUUGGUUGGGUGUUUCUUUCAUAUGCAAAGAAUAAAAACUGUCCUUCAAUGUUAAAAUAUGCGGCGUAGUACAUUUAUAGCAAUAUUUACCAAAGUUUCUCUCUUUUCAAGUGUUAUACAUUUGGAUUUUUGAAUAAUUUAUAAUAAUUGACUAUCCCUACUGUACUGUAUGGUCAGUAUUUACUUUAUCAAAUAAAUUCAGCUUUGGUACUUUUA
Myxocyprinus asiaticus (Chinese sucker) is the source of this 2014-nucleotide messenger RNA. RefSeq names its product beta-1,3-galactosyl-O-glycosyl-glycoprotein beta-1,6-N-acetylglucosaminyltransferase 4-like. The transcript is spliced from 3 exons. The coding region runs from base 158 to 1432 and encodes 424 amino acids. Gene Ontology annotation, molecular function: acetylglucosaminyltransferase activity. NCBI's taxonomy places the organism in Eukaryota, Metazoa, Chordata, Actinopteri, Cypriniformes, Catostomidae. Gene Ontology annotation, cellular component: membrane. The record is from RefSeq and is a predicted model, not a curated record.